AUGAGGGCUCUGGCUGCAGCGGGUGCUGCCCGGGUCUUGGUCACCCUGGCAGCUGCGGCUCUUUGCGGUCACCCUCUGCUGGGAGCGAGCGCCACUUUAAACUCGGUUCUCGUCAAUUCCAACGCCAUCAAGAACCUGCCCCCACCGCUGGGCGGCGCUGCGGGGCACCCGGCAGUCAGCGCGGCUCCCGGAAUUCUGUUCGAGGGUGGCAACAAGUACCAAACGAUUGACAACUAUCAGCCAUACCCGUGCGCCGAUGACGAAGAAUGCAGCAGUGACGAGUACUGCGCGAGUCCCACCCGCGGAGGAAGUGCAGGCGCACAAAUCUGCCUAGCCUGCAGAAAGCGCCGAAAACGCUGCAUGCGGCACGCUAUGUGCUGCCCUGGGAAUUACUGCAAAAACGGAAUAUGUAUGCCUUCUGAUCACAAUCAUUUCCACCGAGGGGAAAUUGAGGAAACCAUUAUUGAAAGCUUUGGUAAUGACCAUAGCACCUUGGAUGGGUACUCCAGAAGAACUACACUGUCAUCAAAAAUGUAUCAUACCAAAGGGCAAGAAGGUUCUGUCUGUCUCCGAUCAUCAGACUGUGCCACAGGGUUGUGUUGUGCAAGACAUUUCUGGUCCAAGAUCUGUAAACCUGUCCUCAAAGAAGGUCAAGUAUGCACCAAGCACAGGAGAAAAGGUUCCCAUGGGCUGGAGAUAUUCCAGCGUUGUUACUGUGGAGAAGGUCUGUCUUGCCGGAUACAGAAAGAUCACCAUCAAGCCAGUAAUUCUUCUAGACUUCACACCUGUCAGAGACACUAA
Molecule: messenger RNA, 801 nt
Organism: Sus scrofa (pig)
Lineage: Eukaryota; Metazoa; Chordata; Mammalia; Artiodactyla; Suidae
Gene: DKK1
Product: dickkopf WNT signaling pathway inhibitor 1
Biological process (GO): multicellular organism development; negative regulation of canonical Wnt signaling pathway
Cellular component (GO): extracellular region
Molecular function (GO): co-receptor binding; receptor antagonist activity
Source: RefSeq, marked provisional